CUCUCCCAUCUCCGCUCCACCCCGAUUUCCGACCCGUCUCGCCCCUUUCGCCCGCCCGGUCUCUCCGCCGCCCGCGGGAGGCGAUCGCCGGCGCAGGAUGGCGGCCGCGGGUGCCGCGACGCCGAUGGGCGCAGCGCCCAUGGUGGGGCUGCUGUACGACGAUAGGAUGUGCGCGCACGCGACGCCUGACGGGGAGAAGCACCCGGAGAACCCCGAGCGGCUGCGCGCCAUCCGGCGCAAGCUCGACGCCGAGGGCAUCGCGUCCAGGUGUGUGGACUUGAAGGCAAAGGAAGCCAAGGAAAAAUAUAUAGCCUCUGUCCAUACCCCAAACCAUAUAAAACUGAUAAGGGAUAUCAGCUCGAAGGACUAUGAUUACCGUCGGAACAAGACUGCUAGCAAAUUCAAUUCCAUUUACUUCAACGAGGGCUCCUCAGAGUCUGCUUUCCUUGCAGCUGGCUCUGUCAUCGAGGUUGCUGAGAAGGUUGCGGCUGGUGAGUUGAGUUCUGCUAUUGCUCUAGUCAGACCUCCAGGUCACCAUGCCGAACAUGAUGAGCCAAUGGGAUUUUGUCUCUUCAACAACGUGGCUAUUGCAGCAAAUUAUCUCUUAAAUGAGAGGCCUGACCUAGGUAUCAACAAGAUAUUAAUUGUCGAUUGGGAUGUUCAUCAUGGAAAUGGCACACAGAAGAUGUUUUAUAGUGACCCUCGUGUAUUGUUCUUUUCAGUGCACAGAUUUGAUUACGGAAGCUUCUACCCUUGUGAAGUGGAUGCAGCUCACUGUUUUGUUGGGGAAGGAGCUGGUGAAGGGUACAACAUUAAUGUGCCCUGGGAGCAUGGUAAAUGUGGUGAUGCAGAUUAUGUUGCUGCAUGGGACCAUGUACUGCUUCCUAUUGCAGAAGCAUUUGAUCCUGAUAUAAUAUUACUGUCUGCUGGGUUUGACGCAGCAAUGGGUGAUCCUCUUGGUGGUUGCUGCAUCACUCCAGAUGGAUAUGCACUGUUACUAACAAAGCUGUUAGGCUUUGCAAAAGGAAGGAUUGUCAUGGCUCUUGAAGGAGGUUAUAACCUUAAGUCCAUAGCAAACUCAGUUUGUGUUUGUGCAAAAGUUUUGCUGGGAGAUAACUUCACAUAUAACUCUCCACGGAUGCAACCAUUCGAAUCUACAUGGAAAGUCAUACAAAUGGUACGCAAUGAAUUAAAGGCAUACUGGCCUGUUUUGAGCAGUAAGCUUCCAGAUAACGUACCUUUGAGGAGCACACCAUCAUAUAUCGAGCCGUAUGCAUCCUCUGGUUCUGAGUCUGAUGUUGAAGAUGUUAGUGAGCUUCCUGAUGCUAUUUCAUCUGCCAAUGUUAUUCAAGUUGAGGAUGAUGUUUUAAGUGCACAUAUCACAAUGUUGAAACUUGACGAAGAUAACCUUGCGACGAAGAACAACUCAAGUGAUUCAGUUCAAGCACAAGACGACGGACCUGUCGCGGCGUCUACAAGAAUAUAUGAUGUAACAUUUACUUGGAGAUUAACAUUGUCAAAAGUUUAUGUUUGGUAUGCCAGCUUUGGUUCAAACAUGUGGAAACCAAGGUUCUUGUGCUACAUUGAAGGGGGGAAGGUUAAUGGUAUGCGUAUAUCAUGCUUUGGUUCACAUGACACAAGCCCACCAAGAGGUACAAUGUGGAGGACUGUGCCUCAUAGAUUGUUUUUUGGGAGAUCUUCUACCCCUGCCUGGGGUACCGGUGGUGUUGCUUUCCUCAACCCUGAGAUAAACUACAAUGCUGAGUCAUAUGUCUGCAUGUACAAAAUAACGCUUGAGCAGUUCAAUGAUGUAUUGUUUCAAGAGAACAGUUUAGUGAAGGAUAACAGCGAAGAUGGAAAACUUGAGUCUCCCAGCUCUCCUUUGAUUGGCUUGUCCGAAAUAGAGUCUGUCUCUUCAAACAAAGCUCUUCAUCUUGAACCUAUUAAGGGUAGCUGGUACUCCAAUGUACUUUACCUUGGAGAGGAGGACGGCCUUCCAAUCUUAACUAUGACAUGCUCAUCGGCAGCUGUUGCACGGCACAAAUCUGGCGAGCUGCCAUUAGCUCCUCCAUCUGAGACCUACUCCGCUACUCUGAUCAAAGGACUCGUGGAAGGGAAGCAGCUGGACGCCAACGAGGCUGCCAGCUACAUCUCCUCUGCUGCCGCAAGAAGCCUGUGAACUUGUAGAGGCUACUUAGCCGUGUGUUCUGUACAGCCAGUGGGAAGGAAGGAAUGAAGGGAUGAUGCGUACUAGUAGGCAUGUAAAAAUGUAGUUUGAAAUGAUUCGGAAUUAGGGGAGCCGUAGAGGCCUCAUAUUGUGCCACCAUUGGAUCUGACUAUGUUCAUCAGUAGGAUCGUUUGGAGUUUGUGCUAGCUGGAUGACUAGCAUCUGGACCCAGGAGCCGAAUUGGAUUUCCCCAGAAUAUCAAAUGUAUGAACUAGUUUGAGUA
Messenger RNA from Hordeum vulgare subsp. vulgare (domesticated barley), 2450 nucleotides. RefSeq names its product histone deacetylase 5. Gene Ontology annotation, biological process: chromatin organization. NCBI's taxonomy places the organism in Eukaryota, Viridiplantae, Streptophyta, Magnoliopsida, Poales, Poaceae. The coding region runs from base 98 to 2179 and encodes 693 amino acids. The transcript has 13 exons. The record is from RefSeq and is a predicted model, not a curated record. Gene Ontology annotation, molecular function: histone deacetylase activity. Gene Ontology annotation, cellular component: histone deacetylase complex.